Melospiza georgiana is the source of this 3046-nucleotide messenger RNA. RefSeq names its product solute carrier family 30 member 10 (gene SLC30A10). The transcript is spliced from 4 exons. Bases 10 to 1314 code for a protein of 434 amino acids. Gene Ontology annotation, cellular component: membrane. Gene Ontology annotation, biological process: intracellular zinc ion homeostasis; detoxification of zinc ion; manganese ion transport. Gene Ontology annotation, molecular function: zinc ion transmembrane transporter activity. The record is from RefSeq and is a predicted model, not a curated record. NCBI's taxonomy places the organism in Eukaryota, Metazoa, Chordata, Aves, Passeriformes, Passerellidae.
GCCGCCGCCAUGGGGCGGUACUCGGGCAAGACGUGCCGCCUCAUCUUCAUGCUGGUGCUCACCGUCGGCUUCUUCGUGGCCGAGCUGGUGUCCGGAUACCUGGGCAACUCCAUCGCGCUGGUGUCCGACUCCUUCAACAUGCUCUCGGACCUCAUCUCCCUCUGCGUGGGGCUCUCCACCGGGCGCAUCGCCCGCCGCAGCCGCCGCGGUCCCCGCGCCACCUACGGCUACAGCCGCGCCGAGGCGGUGGGAGCGCUCAGCAACGCCGUGUUCCUCACCGCGCUCUGCUUCACCAUCCUCGUGGACUCCGUCCUGCGCCUCGCCCGCCCUGAGCCCAUAGACGACGCCCAGCUGGUGCUCAUCGUCGGCACCCUCGGCCUCGCCGUCAACGUCGUGGGGCUCCUCGUCUUCCAGGACUGGGGCGCCUGCUGCCGUGGGCGACGCCCGUGCCCCGCUCCGCCCGCGGCGGCCGCGCUGCAGGACGUGUCCCCCGGCGGCAUCCCGAACGGCGAGGAGGAUGGAGCAGGUGAUUCACCAAAUGACCAAAAGAGCCCUGAAGAGGGGUUUGAGGAGAAAAAAGAGAAAAAAUCUGAAGCCUUGAACAUCAGAGGUGUUCUUUUGCAUGUUAUGGGAGAUGCACUUGGAUCUGUGGUCGUGGUAGUUACUGCUACUAUCUUCUAUGUACGGCCUCUGGGGGAUGCUCCGUGCAAUUGGCAGUGCUACAUUGAUCCAAGCCUGACAAUAGUUAUGGUGCUCAUCAUCUUGUCUUCUGCAUUCCCACUUAUAAAGGAGACCUCAACUAUUUUGUUGCAGAUGGUCCCCAAAGGUGUUGAUAUGCAACUACUGACUGACAGACUAGCUCGUGUACCAGGGGUGAGCAGCCUCCAUGAGGUGCACGUCUGGGAGCUGGCAAGUGGGAGGAACAUCGCCACUCUUCAUGUCAAGUGCCAGACCCCUUCUGAUUACCAAAGUGCUGCUUACCAAAUACGGAAGAUUUUCCACAAGGCAGGAGUCCAUUCUGUGACCAUCCAGCCUGAGUACACUGACCACAAGACCUCAUAUCUACUGUGCAGCUCACCCUGCAUCUCAAAAGCCUGCGACUCGCAUCUGUGCUGCAGCCAGAGGCAGCCCCCCCGGGCUGAAACGAAUGGCUACGUGGAGAAAAGUGAAAGCUCCGUUUCUGCACAGCACAAAGACAAUGGUUCAAGGAAAAGUGACGUUGAAAUCCCUAUGGAGGACCCAGUGGCAGAGGAGAAUGUGAAAAAUUGUGACGUGUCUGGUGACAAAUCACAGUCGGGUAGUACGCGAUUUUAGGCAGUUCGCUCUGCUCUGUGCUCUCAUGGAGCAAACAUAUCUUGCCUGGGAAGGGGGGCAUCGGUGGUUGUAGCUGAAGUUGAUGUGGCAAAAAGAUUUGUGUGCUUUAGCUGUAAACCAAAACACACCUAAAACCCCCUUGUACCUGAAAUAAGGAUUAAGAUUUCCACCAAGGCUGUUGCAUUCACGUGAUUUUUGUGAUGCAGCCUUACUCAGUUCCUUACCAAACUAAGGCUGAAUUCCUGCUGUUAGAGUGGAUGGGGUAUGUUGCUCUCUGUCUGCACUGAUGUUUGCAGUUCGUGGCCAGUAGCACUGGGAAAGAACCUCUGGCCUUUCCUGCUGGAGCGAGCUGUUUCUUGAAAGCCCUGUGGCCAGUUAAUGAUUGUACUGGGCUGAAGUACUGUAUAUUUAUAAAGGACUUCAGUAGAGAGAUGCUUUGCUGAUCCUUAAACCCCAUUUUUGCAUGGACAGUUCAUUUUUAACAAUAACAAUUCUGGCCAGUGGAGUUUGUGAAUGAAAUUAAGAGUGUCUAAGGGGAAGCACUCAGGAAUUAUGACUUGUGUUAUUUUCUUUAUUGACUCCUGUAUUUUGGGACAGAGCAGAAGCUGGUCUUGCUUCUCUACAAGUAAUACUGGAGUCCCAGCCUAAUCACAGAUGAGUGUGCUAAGGAACAGACUGCUUGUCAUGAAAGCAAAUAAGUACCUACCAACGUUGUCUGUAUUGAUUCUAGCAAAUGGAAAUGCAGGUAGUCAUCCAAUUAACUUUUAUCUUUUCACUGUUGUGAUUGUACAACUCAGUCUUUUAAAGUUCUUGUUAGCCUUCUCCUGACAACACAAGUUCCAAGAGCCAUGGUCUUAUUUCAUCAUUGUGUAGGAUAAUUGCAUUAUCUUUAACACUGAGUCUGUCAUUAUUCAUGCUGAAUAAAUAAGCUAAUGUGUUUAUUAUGAACAGUUGAAAUUCUGCAAUUCUAUUAUUAAGGCAUAAUUUAAUAUUGUAUUAAUUAAGGAAGCACCUUUAAAGUCUUUUAUGCAGUAUUAUCACUUAGAGGGAGCUUUAAGAAAUUUAAACCAGGAAAUUUUUCCUGGUUUAGUCUCAAUCAUUUCUUUUUGGCUGGUUUUAAAGGUCUUGAUGCCUUGAACUCUACUCUCUGCCCUGGUCCUCCUCACCCUGCCCAAACAUGUAUCUCAAAAUGUAUUUAGUGAAGAAGUUUACUCCCUUUUUGCUGCUUUCUGAAGGUAUGCAAGGGUGCUCUAAGGAAAACAAGGUGAUGAGCCCUGUCUCCAGUGCUGGAUUUCAGUCCAGUGGGCUCCACAGGUUUCUGGGAGGGGAAACCCACUACUCAAUCCACACUGUGUCUAGGGCUUGAUCUCCCUGGCUAUGCAGAUCAGAUCCAGAAGAUUCCAAAUAUAAUUUAUUGACAAAAGAGCCUUUCAAUGGUCUGUGUGGCCUGGACAGGCUAUUUUAUCAAUUCAUUCACAGGGACACCUUUGAAAAAUAGUUGUGUCUUUGCCUCAGUGGCAUCUUAACAGAAAGGGCAAAUUGAUUUCCAGCCUGGACUGGGAAAAUACCAGGACCUCCUUGUAGGGAUGGCUUAAAAGCAGCCAACUCCUUAUUAAUAAAGAUGAUUGCAAUAAUUCAAUGAAUAUUGAAACACACAGCAGGAUAUUUUAUUGCUUGGAAUGUAGUUUUUACUGAAGCAGUGAUUUCAGUCUGAAUAGAACAUUUCUAGAAU